AUGAAAUUUACUACUGCUUUUGCUAUUUUGUCAGGUUUAUUAGUUGCUAAAGCUAAUGCUGAAUCUGCCUCUACCACUAUCAAUCCUGCUUCUCUUGCUAGUGCUCUUGCUGAUGCCAAGGUUUCCGUAUCUGCUUCUCCAAGUGGAUCCUCAGCUGAUAUUAAUAUUAAAGGCAAUGGUGGGGCUACUUUAGGAAAUAUUGAUUUCAGUUGUAAUGAUCAUUGUCACUUGGCCAUUAAAGCUGUCAAGGACAAUUGUAAUGGGAAGGAUUUUGAUUGUAUUGAUAACUUGUCUGAUGAUCAAUUAUGGAAUCACGUAAAGGAAUGUAACUGUAUCAAUCCAUUUGGUCUUCUCGACACUAACACCCUUAAAACUGGUAUUAUCAAAGCUGGUAAAGCCAACAUUAACAUUCAAGGUAGUGGUUCCAUCGAUUUUGGCAACACCCUUUCUACACUGACAACCACUUCAUCUUAA
Candida dubliniensis CD36 is the source of this 474-nucleotide messenger RNA. RefSeq lists its product as uncharacterized. NCBI's taxonomy places the organism in Eukaryota, Fungi, Ascomycota, Pichiomycetes, Serinales, Debaryomycetaceae. The transcript has a single exon. The record is from RefSeq and is a predicted model, not a curated record. The coding region runs from base 1 to 474 and encodes 157 amino acids.